Oryzias melastigma (Indian medaka) is the source of this 3473-nucleotide messenger RNA. RefSeq names its product sema domain, immunoglobulin domain (Ig), transmembrane domain (TM) and short cytoplasmic domain, (semaphorin) 4F (gene sema4f). Bases 395 to 2893 code for a protein of 832 amino acids. The record is from RefSeq and is a predicted model, not a curated record. The transcript has 15 exons. Gene Ontology annotation, molecular function: semaphorin receptor binding; chemorepellent activity. Gene Ontology annotation, biological process: neural crest cell migration; negative regulation of axon extension involved in axon guidance; semaphorin-plexin signaling pathway. Lineage: Eukaryota; Metazoa; Chordata; Actinopteri; Beloniformes; Adrianichthyidae.
CUCCGUGACACCGCGCGUCCGCUCCUGCUGAGCUCCGAACCCUCCGCAGAAGCCGCGACUGAAGGCAGCGCGCGGGACAGGUUCGGCGGUGUUAGGUCAAGCAAGGUGCGGGUUACAGGAGCGCGUCUGCUGUUUUUUUUUUCUUCUUCCCUUACUGGAUUACUUUGGUUCUUGCAGUGACAUCCACGCGCGUUUGUGAGAAUUAGCACGCUUUCUUUCCUUGGUGGAGGAUUGAUCCACGUUUGCGCUUUUGCGCGGAUGGCACCAACAGGGAACCAGUGACCUCAGACCCGGACCAGGAAAAAACAACAAAACUACAAAUCUAAAAGAGAAGCACAUGAAGGCGCGCAGCAGGAUGAGCCGCAGCUGAGUCCGGAUCUUCCGCGGGAACAGGAUGGCUCUCAGCGGGGUGAUGCUGCUCCUCCUCCCGGCGUGCUGCCUCCUCUCCUCCGGCGGCUCCGAGGCGGCUUCUCUCGGGGGAGUUGAUGUCACUCUGGGUCCACAAACGUUCAAGAACGUCACCAACUUCAGCACCUUUCUACUCGACCGUUCAUCAGGCGUGCUUUACCUGGGCGCCAGGGACGCCAUACUGGCUGUUGACACCAACAACCUCAACCAGCAGCCGAGAAAGAUUGUUUGGGAUGUGCCAGAGGAGAAGAGGAAAUCAUGUGUGGGGAAAGGAAAGACCGAGGUGGAUUGUAACAACUACAUCCGACUGCUGGAGUUCUUAGGAGAUGGACGCAUCUAUGUGUGCGGUACCUACGCCUUUGACCCUCACUGCGCCUUCCUGGAGUUGUCCUCCUUCACGCUGGAGAAAACAGAAGACGGCGGCAUCAGAACGGAGACGGGGAAAGGGAAGUGCCCCUUUGAGCCCGCUCAGCAUUACACGGCCGUCAUGGCUGGUGGUAUUUUGUACACAGCAGCCACCAGCAACUUCCUGGGAACGCUCUUUGACAUCUCCAGAGCAACGGGCCCGGAGCAGGAACGCAUCCGAACGGAGCGAUCCAUCAACUGGCUUAACGACCCUGAGUUUGUCAGCUCAGCCUUCAUAGAAGAGUCUGCUGACAUCAACCCGACCGGAGACGACGACAAAAUCUACUUCUUCUUCACGGAGAUGGCCAAAGAGUACGAGCUGUACACCAAAGUCAAAGUCCCGAGGGUGGCUCGGGUUUGCAAGUCUGACGUCGGAGGAAUGAAAACUCUGCAGCGGCGCUGGACCACUUUUCUAAAGGCGCAGCUGGUGUGUGAGGACAGAAGCAGCGAUCGGCGCUUCAACGUCCUGAAGGACGUCUUCACCGUCCAGCACUCUGCAGGCGACCCCAGCAGCACCCACUUCUACGGACUCUUCACCUCCCAGUGGGAGCCGGAAGACGUGUCCGCCGUGUGCGUUUUCAGCCUGAAGGACAUCAACAAAGUGAUGGACGGCUCUUUUAAAGAGCUGAAGAAAAACUGUGAGAACUGGAUGAAUCCAGAUCCCAUUCCCACUCCAAGACCUGGCCAGUGUUUAAACAGUGCGCUAAAGGCUGAAGGGUUCGAGUCCUCCUUAAAACUCCCCGACAAAGUGCUGACGUUUGUGAGGGACCACCCUCUGAUGGAGAACAGCGUCACUGCAGCGCCCCUGCUGGUGCGGAGGGGAAUCGGGUACACCAAGCUGGCUGUGACCCUAAUGGGCCGUGGAGCGGUGCUGCAUCUUGGGACAGACCGUGGAGAGAUCCACAAGGUGGCAGUAGUGGGACAGAACGCCACAUUACUGGAGGAGGUCCCCAUCUUCCCGGCAAAGGAGCCUGUUAACAACAUGCUGCUGUAUCAGGGCUGGGCUCUGGUUGGAAGUCCUCUAUCUCUGGCCCGCAUCCAGGCUGAAGGCUGUGCUCUGUUUGACCGCUGUGAGGUUUGUGCCAAAGCCAGAGGACUGGGCUGUGUGUGGAGCGACACGGAAGACGCCUGCAGUCUCUCACAAGAAGAUCCCGGUCCAGGUGAUGUGGUGGAUUCUGCCUUAAAAAAGUGUGGUCGGCUCGAUGGUCGCUGCAGUCCCAUCAUGGAGGACAUGCAGGUGUCUCUGGGUCAACGCCUCUUACUGCCGUGUGUCCAGCUCUCCCCCAGACCCUGCAGCUGGGAGCACCCCCCCCACCGGCUCACCAGGCAGCACCACUCCGACUUGGACGUGACGGUGACGGAGGACAGCCUUGGAAUCUACGUUUGCUCAUGCCAGGAAGGAGGCCCGUCGGUGAGAGAUCCCACCACGUGUCGCCGGGCGGCUUAUCAUCUCUCACUAGAGGGUCCCAAUGUGGAACGAUCCAAAUCCUCGGCAGGAAGUCGACAUAUCAUCGCCAUCUACAUCUUCUUCUUCUUUUUGGGUUUACUCUGCGCUGCGAUUGUAAUGUUCUUCGUGACCCGGAGGAAAAAUCUCGGCCAGCACCAAGCGGCGGAUACGUCCCUGUCGUCGGACAAGGGGAAGGGCUUCAUGGGCUCCUCCGUCACCCCGCAGUCCCCCAGCAGCUCCAGCCUCUUCUCCGAGGGCUUCCGGCUGAUGGAAAAACGGAACGGGACCACCACGUCCACCACCACCACCACUCUCCUGAGCAAUCAGGGCAACGGCGGUCCCCACGGCAACAGCCACGACAGCAAGCCCAGCAACGGAAUCAACGGCAGCUCCCACAGCGGAGAGCUGAAGCUCGCCUCCGACAUGCUCGUGGCCAACAUGUUGGACGGAAGGACGGGGGAGCGGGCGCGGCCCGAGGGGGGAGCGAGGGAGUUGGAGGACGGGUAUGGGACAGCGGGGGGGCUGGGGGACGGCUUAAACGACGGAAUUAAAGGACUAGAAGAAGAGCUGGCCAGUUUCCCCAUGUUUAGGGCGAACGCACCGCUGGCUCCAUGUGAAGAAAGCUCGAUAUGAGAAAAGACUUCUUGAUGGAGCCAAAUAAAACGAAAGGGCUCCCUCUGAUGGGACGCUCCAAGGACCAGAGAGCUUCGAGUUUGUGCACGAGGACAGAUGAGAACUGCUGCUGAGCAGACACGCUGACUAAAAGUGUAAAUACGAGUUGGGUUCUCGUGUAGCUCCAACGUUAAAGCAAAGAUGAAAUGUCUCCAAGCAGACGUGAAAAAGCCAUAAUUGUCCUUAAAUGUCGUGGUGUGAUCUCUCACUCACAUCUGACGAUGGAUCUCCAAAAGAAAAGCGCACUUUUCUCCCCAACUUUUUAUUUCCUGUCUCGCCGUUACCGAGAACCUCUACGGAUCCCAAAGCGCCAAAGGACGGAGGCGGUCCCGGUUGACGUGGCAACAGUUCUCAGGCCGAUAGAUCCUCUAUCAGGAGUGAGGGGUCUUUAAGGAAGCUGUAAGUUGAUGGGCAAACGUUUCUCACAUGUUCACCCUUCAUGAAUGGACCUUUCAAAGCCAUCAUCACCUCAGUUUCUACAUGGAUUUGAACAUAAACGUAUUUCUUCAUCUGUUUUGUAAUAAAAAAGCUGAAUAUUUGU